CGCCUCCUCUGUUUUUUGAAUGAAAAUCAGAUCGGAAACUUAGACAAAACUGUGAAGAAGAGAGUUUAAGGUUGUUUUGUCGAAUGUUCCGGGGAAAUGAACCGGGAAACGAAGAAGCUUUCUCAGCCACAGCCGCCGGAGAAGAAGGAGAAGAAGCUAAAAAGGGAGAAACUUCCGGCGAACCCAUUGAGAGGAUUCACUACAAGAAGCUCUGGAAGCAGUAGUUGUAGCAAUGGGAGUGGUUCCGGUAGUCACAGGUUCUUGCUCUCAUCGUCUUCUUCGUCGCUAGGAGUGAAUCCUCAUAGUGUUAGAUCAGUAGCUGCUAAAACCCCUAAGUCUGCUCCCGUUUUGAGUAAACCCUUAAUUAGAAAGAAACCAAAGUCUCUGGAGGAGACUAAGCUGAAGUCUACUGUUACUGAGAAGCCUCAGAGGUGUAGAACAAACCCUACUUUUGGAAAGAGAGUCGCUAGUGGUAAGAUUAAAGGUUCGGUUUUGAAGAAGCAAUCCUCUGUUUCUAGAGAGGUUAAGCUUAAAGAUACGGUUAGAGUAGAUGACAGUGUUGGUACUCCUGUGUCUAAACUAGGAACAGGAUGUGAUUUGGUUUAUAGAAGUAACGGUGAUGAAGGUAAGGAUGAUGGUAGAGUAAGCAAUAGUAAUAGUAGUAGUAGUUGUCGAGAGAAGACACCACCUGUGCAAGCAUCAGUAUCUCCAGAGAUGCACUGUGGAACGUCUAUGAGUUUGUCUGCAUCAGCUCAGUCACAAGCUUGUUAUGCUGCUGGGCAUUUACUCUCUGGUGUUAGUGAUAAGAGGAAAUGCAAGCCUAAAGGGAUACUCACUGUGUGUGAGAAUGGUUUUGAGGUUGGUAAGGGUAAGAUACUGAAUGAUUCUGAUGAAUUUGAUGAAGGAGGUUUUGGUGUUGUUGGUGGAAGUUAUGAUAACGUCUCUAUGAUGCCUUUGCCUGCUGAUGCGUCAGUGCACUGGCUUUUAUCUCCUUGUGAUGAGGAGAAGGAAAAGUAUGAUGAUGAUGGUUUCUCUCAGUUUCAGGAGAUUGUUGAGUGUGUAGGCCAUGAGAGUCUGUCGCCACUAUCAGAUGGUAGUACUUCUUCUGAUUUAUGCAACAUUAGCGGUGGAAGAAGUCUUUCACCCAUGAGUACAUGUAAAGAGACGAUGAGAAGGAUUAGUUCUUCUCUUUCUCCAAAUGAGCUUUCUCGUUUCAGGAGAUUUAUGCAGCUUCCACCCCCUAAGUGUGAGCUAGAGGAUCCUUCUGAGCAUUUGGGAGGUGACAAACAGUCUCCCUUAUCUAUUGAUACACUGGGAAGCGAGAAUGUGAUUCAAACACCAGAAUCCAACUCAAGCUUCGACAGUUACUUGGGACUCUUGUGUUCCCAAGGUGAAUUCAAAAAGAAACUUGAGGUUGGUUCAGAUUUGGACACACUGACAAGUACUCUUCAGUCAGUCAGAUUGUCUCCAAGGAGCCAUGCCUCCCCACAGAAACCAAGCAGUUCAAGUUUCAACUUUGACUCUUUGGCCACAUCUUCUGAUUCCAUUGAUCUCUCACAGUUUCAGAGAGGUUUAGUUAAAGGUGAUGCUCCUGCAGGAAAAGGAAGAGAACUGCUUCCAUGCUCUGCUGCAGAGUCAAUAAGUACUGAUGGUGGUGGUGGUCUGAUAUGUUCUGAGGAUUCAAAUUGGAUGGCAUGUUACAACAAGAGUUAAUAAACUUCCUAGAGCGAUUAGUUUCAAGCAUCUGUUUUCCUUGUAAGUAUGUUUCAUGUUAGCAGGUCGUAGCUGAAGGAACUUUCCUUCCUGUUGUUUGUUGUUUCUCUCUUGUUUUCUUCACUUUUCCCACUUAUAAAACAACAAUUCUUAUUCUGAGCGCAUCAGAAUAUUUGAAAUCCUUUUUUGUUAAACCAAUAAAACAUAUGUUUUUCAUUUCUCUAAAUACAGUUAUAGUUCUUCAAUAAAAGGAUAUUGUUG
Messenger RNA from Eruca vesicaria subsp. sativa (arugula), 1974 nucleotides. NCBI's taxonomy places the organism in Eukaryota, Viridiplantae, Streptophyta, Magnoliopsida, Brassicales, Brassicaceae. The record is from the annotation of a GenBank genome assembly.